CGGAGACCAAAACCAUCACAUCUGCUCGGAUCACAGCCAUCGAUGUUUGCUGGUGUGCAAUCGCAGUUGGGGUCGGCAGUGCAGGUACCAGCAGAGGUGCCAGAGAUGAGGAAGACCAAGAGGCACAAGAAGCCAAAGAUAAAAAGAUGAAUUGA
Messenger RNA from Entrophospora candida, 155 nucleotides. The record is from the annotation of a GenBank genome assembly. NCBI's taxonomy places the organism in Eukaryota, Fungi, Glomeromycota, Glomeromycetes, Entrophosporales, Entrophosporaceae.